AGCCAGCUAGCCCGCCUGCCUGCCUGCCGUCAGUCCGUCAGUGGCUGCUUCCUUCCGGGGACGCGGAAGGUGUCGGAGGUCGAAGAACGCCGCGUAAAUGCUGCCUUGACUCCGGCGGCGACGACGCGGAAGCAGAGCCUGAGUCGACGAGGUCGGGAGUGCGUGUCGAAAUGGAGACGGACGGGAGUUGAAAAAAAAAAAGAAGAAAAAAGAAGUGUGCGUUUAUUCGGAGCUAACCUGCUAGCAGCGGCUAAGCCCUCCUCCCCUCCCCUCACUCCCCCUCCCCUCCCGCGGCCAGCCAGUUAACGGCAGCCCGCUCUCUCGGUGCGUCUCCUCUCCGCACUGCCGGAGCCCCCCAAAAAUGAAGAAGUUCAACAUCCGCAAGGUGCUGGACGGACUGACGGCGGUCUCCUCGUCGUCGUCGACGGCCGCCCAGACGGGGGCCUGCAAGGAGAGCGACGCCGUGCUGGAGAGUCUGCAGUCGGAGCACUUCCAGCUUUGCAAGACCGUACGUCAUGGUUUCCCGCAUCAGCCGUCCGCCAUGGCAUUUGACCCUGUGCAGAAAAUCUUGGCCGUCGGGACCCUGACCGGAGCGUUGAGGCUCUUUGGCCGAGCCGGUGUGGAGUGUUACUGUCAACACGAGAGCGGCGCCGCCAUCAUCCAGCUCCAGUUCCUUAUCAACGAGGGGGCACUAGUGAGUGCCUUGGCUGAUGACAGCAUCCACCUUUGGAACCUAAGGCAAAAGAUCCCUGCCAUCCUACAUUCCCUCAAGUUCAACAGGGAGAGAAUCACCUACUGCCACCUGCCCUUCCAGAGCAAAUGGCUUUACAUCGGCACAGAACGAGGAAACAUCCACAUCGUCAACGUGGAGUGCUUCACCCUCUCAGGCUACGUCAUCAUGUGGAACAAAGCCAUUGAACUAUCCACCAAGACACACCCAGGGCCUGUCGUGCACAUCAGUGAUAACCCCAUGGAUGAAGGCAAGCUCCUGAUUGGAUUUGAGUGUGGCGUGGUGGUGUUGUGGGACUUAAAAUGCAAAAAGGCUGACUACCGCUACAAUUACGAUGAGGCCAUCCACUCGGUCGCCUGGCACCACGAAGGCAAACAGUUUGUCUGCAGCCACUCGGAUGGCACUCUGACCACAUGGAAUGUACGCGCCCCCGCCAAGCCUGCGCAGAUCAUCACGCCGCAUGGAAAGCAGCCCAAGGAUGGCAAGAAGCCAGAGCCAUGCAAGCCUAUCCUGAAGGUGGAGUAUAAAACAACGAGAGCUGGGGACCCAUUCAUGGUUCUGUCUGGAGGCCUGUCCUACGACACGGUGGGGAGGAGAGCCUGUCUGACGGUGAUGCACGGCAAGAGCACCGCCGUACUAGAGAUGGACUUCCCCAUCGUGGACUUCCUCACGCUGUGUGAAACGCCAUAUCCUAACGACUUCCAGGAGCCUUACGCAGUGGUGGUCCUCCUCGAGAGGGAUUUAGUGGUCAUCGACCUCGGACAGAUUGGCUACCCGAUAUUUGAGAACCCGUAUCCCCUCACCAUUCACGAGUCCCCGGUGACCUGCUGUGAGUACUUUGCCGACUGCCCCGACGAACUUAUUCCUGCACUUUACUCCGUUGGCAGCCGGCAAAAGAGACAAGGUUACAGCAAGAAGGAGUGGCCAAUCAGCGGGGGUAACUGGGGUCAAGGCACACAAAGUUACCCAGAGAUUAUCAUCACGGGACAUGCUGACGGCUCCAUUAAGUUUUGGGACGCUUCUGCAUUGAUGCUGCAAGUGCUCUACAAGCUGAAGACCGCCAAGGUUUUUGAGCGGGCACGCGGCAAGGAGGAGAAGGCCAACACGGAGAUCGUGGACGAGGACCCCUUUGCCAUCCAGACCCUGUGCUGGUGCCCCGAGAGCCGGAUGCUGUGCGUGGCCGGCGUGUCCGCCCACGUCAUCGUCUACAGAUUCAGCAAACAAGAGGUCACCACCGCUGAGGUGCAGCUCUUGGAGGUGCGUCUGCAGUGCGAGCUGAACGACGUGGACUCGCCCGACCCCGGCGGAGAGCAGACCCCCACGGCGUCCCCCCCCAGCCCCCAGGAGACGGAGCCCGCCACUCAGCCCUCCACCGGCAGCAGCUCCUCGGAGGCAGCGCGGGACAACAUGGCGUGCCUGCAGGUGCGUAGCUCCGCCCUGAAGCAGUCUCCAGGGUACCAGGUGGAGCUGGUCAUCCAGCUGCUGUGGGUGAGCGGGGAGCCUCCUCAGCAAAUCACCAGCCUGGCCAUGAACUCCUCGUACGGACUGGUGGUGUUCGGGAACGGUAACGGUCUGGCUGUGGUGGACUACCUCCAGAAAACCUUGCUCCUCAACAUGGGCACGUCGGAGCUCUACAGCCCCUCUGAACCCUACCAGAGGCAGCCUCACUCCCCACGUAAAACCCGGCAGCCCUCUGGAGCGCUGUGCGACCCCGCCGACGGGCCCAACGCACCCGAGGAGCGCUGCAAGUCGCCGACCUCAGGAUCGCCCUCGCCCUCGCCCUGCAAUUCGGAGGACGAGCACAAGCCCAAGUUCCUAGAAAAGGUCAAGUACAAAAGCAGGCGCUUUUCCAAGACGGUUGCCAAUGACUUUGCUAGGAUGUCGCGGAAAAUUAGCUCGUCUAACGAGCAAAAGCCAAACACGGCCAUGAGACACGUUGAAAGCGCGUCUGUUUCGAACUUGCGAGCAGAGUGGCAUUCCCUGCCGUGUCGGGAUCGCGUUUGUCACAGCGACGACGGCAUGACCAUGAGCAGGAAGAGCGUCAAGCUGGUCUUCUCUAGAACAAGCUCAGACGCCAACUUCAACUCCAAGGACAACUGCUUCAGUCGCUCGCGUAGUUCCAGCGUGAGCAGCAUCGACAGAGAAUCCCGAGAGGCCGUCUCUUCCUUCUGCUUCUGCGAGACCUUCCCCAGGAAGUCGGACAGCCCGCUCAGCCCCUGCGUGCUGGUGGGCACCACCCAGGGCACGGUCAUGAUGGUGGCCCUCAGCCUGCCCCCCGGCGGGGAGGACCAGAGGCUCCUGCAGCCCGUCGGCGUCUCCCCCUGCGGCACCGUGGCCAAACUCAAAGGGGGCGUCUUGACCAUGGCCCUGCUGGACGCCACAGGCGCCUUGCUGCCCGCGUCCUACGAGUCCUGGUACGACCCCAACGCCUCGGACGAGGAGAAGGAAAAGAGCAAGCGGCGGAGGCCGGCCUCCCCGCCCUCGUCGCAGGACGGCCAGGACUGCCAGUUUGCGGUGCUGUGCUCGGACAAGCAGGCCAAGGUGGUGGCCAUGCCCUCGCAGACGCGCGUCUACAAACACAACAUCACCGAGUCCUCCUUCGUGCUGAGGGCCGACGUGGUGCAGAUGGCCGGCGCCAACUGCAUCGCCUGUUUCUGCGCUAACGGCCACAUCAUGACGCUCAGUUUGCCGAGUCUGCGGCCUCUCUUGGACGUCAACUACCUGCCGCUGACGGACAUGCGGAUAGCCAGGACCUUCUGCUUCUCCAAUCUGGGUCAAGCCCUCUACCUCACCUCCCCCACGGAGGUCCAGAGGAUCACCUACAGCCUGGACACCUGCGACAACCUUCAGGAGAUGCUGAGUGAGUUGUUUACACCUGUGGAAACACCUGAAGCUCCCAACAGAGGUUUCUUCAAAGGCCUCUUUGGCGGAGGAGCUCAGUCUCUGGACCGGGAGGACCUCUUUGGCGAAACCACCGCCGGGAAGGCGUCGCGCAGCCUGGCCCAGCACAUCCCCGGCCCGGGCGGCAUGGAAGGCAUGAAGGGUGCGGCGUCGGGCGUGGUCGGGGACCUGGCCCGCGCCCGGAUAGCUCUGGACGAGCGAGGUCAGAAACUGGGGGAGUUGGAGGAGAGGACGGCCGCCAUGAUGUCCAGCGCAGACUCCUUCUCCAAACACGCUCACGAUAUGAUGGUGAAGUACAAAGACAAGAAGUGGUACCAGCUCUGAUGGCGGAGCACUGUGGACUCUGUAAACACACACACACACACACACACACAGACACACACCAGUAUGAUCCAGGAGAAGGCGCAGAUACUUUCGUCCCUACUUCUCUCGCCGGGAUUUUUUUUUGUUUUGUUUUUUUGUUCACAGCAUAAAAACGUCACCUCGGGAGCUCGUCUUUUUCAAAACAUUGUUUUUGUCCAACCAACCAGGAGUCAAGUCUGAUGGUCCACAUUGUUAAAACCCCCUCGCCCUUCAAGUGAUGGAGGAUGUCGUGCGAAGGAUGAAGUCGAUUUAGUUUUUUUGUGUCUCUAUCGAAGCACUUAAGGAACAUUUUGGGAUUAUGACUCAGCGGCUGAUGGAUCUCCUACCUGAAAUAAGGGCUGAUAGUUCAAUUGUGGUUCUCUUUGAAGGACAUUAUUCAUCCGGGCAUUACUGACUUGUAUGUAUUUAUUCCAGGCUUAUUGCACACACAGAUGUUUACCGCCCCCUGCUGAGGAUGAGUUUACAUUGCAGACACUGGAAACACCCUGAAGGUAUUGAUCUUUAUAGAGACAACAUUUGAUUAUUGUAUAUCUGGGUUAGCAUUCUUAUUGCCAUUUUUUUUUUUUUAUUAUUUUCCACCUGCCAAAAAAAAAAAAAAACAACAGGAAGGAAGGAAAAAAAACACUCCAGUUGUCGGCCAUUGUGAACAAUAUUUAUCUAAACACUCUCCUGGCUCCUGAUGCACACAAGCUAACCUGUAUCAAUGCUAGUGAUGGGCGAUACCACGCUUUUUUUGGAACCAGAAUCAAUUCUCGAUUCAAAUCAAUCCUCGCAAUGUAUUAUUCGUAGGGGUGUAACGGUACACACUAGAUUCAUCCGCAACCGCAUCACAAAAGUCGUCAACCAUCCGCAUCCACCCGAACUAACAUUUAAUCAAAACCGCACCCGCCCGUUGUUAUAUAUCUAAUAUAGACGAUGCAAGGCAUUAGUGAGGUUAUAAAGCUUUUGCCUGUUAAAGAAAGGAGACUGAUCCAAUGCAGCACAGACAUUCGCGUGCCAC
This is a messenger RNA of Nerophis lumbriciformis (worm pipefish), 4994 nucleotides long. It is a transcript of the gene stxbp5b, whose product is annotated as syntaxin binding protein 5b (tomosyn). Gene Ontology annotation, cellular component: plasma membrane; cytoplasm; SNARE complex. The record is from RefSeq and is a predicted model, not a curated record. Lineage: Eukaryota; Metazoa; Chordata; Actinopteri; Syngnathiformes; Syngnathidae. Gene Ontology annotation, biological process: Golgi to plasma membrane transport; exocytosis. Gene Ontology annotation, molecular function: myosin II binding; syntaxin binding; GTPase activator activity.